Messenger RNA from Ostrinia nubilalis (European corn borer), 5409 nucleotides. RefSeq lists its product as uncharacterized. The transcript has 4 exons. The record is from RefSeq and is a predicted model, not a curated record. Bases 1 to 5409 code for a protein of 1802 amino acids. NCBI's taxonomy places the organism in Eukaryota, Metazoa, Arthropoda, Insecta, Lepidoptera, Crambidae. Gene Ontology annotation, molecular function: catalytic activity.
AUGUCGCUAGAGGUACGCGUCAAUCCUGAGCACAGUAUGCAGCCGUCGCAGCACCCGGCGGGUCCCGGUUCAUCCGGGGAAUCCCGCCCCGCCGCUUCGGCGGCGGGCUGCCCUUCGUAUCUGGGGGGGGCACCCACCGUUUCGCGGCUUCGGCCGUGUUGUGAGGAGGAGGACUCUGUAAAUAAUGCAGGAGUUGUAAAUAACAGUGUAAAUAUUAGUGUGUGUGUAGAUGUAAAUAAAGAAGGUGUAAAUAAUGUAAAUAUACAAGAGGAGAAGAGGGAAGAAACCGCGGACACGCUCGGUGUGAUGGAGCUGCGCGAACCGCGGGUUGUCCUAGAACGGGUCGACAUUGAGUCGGACUCCGCAUCGGCGGUCUCCAUGAACUCGGUUGGCUCUGACUCGGGAAACGAGCGUACUAGGACGAAGUUUUGGACCAGGAAGCGAAGUUGGGAGAGAAACUCUGCCGCUUCGGAUUCGGAGAAAGACGAGAGCGCCCCACAUCGAAAGCUGUCAGCGGGGAAAGCUCCUCGAGGCCGAGGCCGACCGCCAAGCUCCGGCGAGUACAUCGGCAAGGCCAAGGCUCAGGCGGCCUUCAGAAAGGCAAAGCUGCAGUUAGAGCGAGAGGAACUUCAGCUUCAAGCUGAAAAAGAAAUUGUGGACUUGACGGUCGAGGCUCGUUCUUCUAGAACGAACGCUGAAGCCAGGCUUGCCACAAUACAAGCGAUUGAGGAGAACGAGACGGUCGACGGUCUACUAAAACGUGUCCAGACCGGGAUCGAUCUCGUCCAGAAAGUGGGGAAAAAGUCGGGCCGUCUCCAAGGCCCGAUGCAAGCUGCCUUAAAAGAGGCAGUUGUAAUGAUAAGGGCGGCCACUAACACCUUGGCUACCCGCACGGCAACGGAAGAAAUUCACGACCUUCAGGCGCAGAACGAUGUCCUGAGGGCGGAAAUUAAUGAAAUGAGGAAGGAGAUGGCCGAGUUAAAGGCCCGACUCCGGGUGAAAGCCCCAACGGAGGUGACCUCGAAUGAGACGCCCCCUUCCUAUAUGGAAGAGUGGGCGUCCAAAAUUCUCGGCGUAGCAACCGCGCGGAUCAACGCCCAAAUUGAAGGGCUCGAGCCGCGCCUAAAUCCAGAACCGCGACUCCGUCCAGCUCUGGCAUUCGAGAAGAGACGGGAGGGGGCCCCUUUACAGCCUCCUCCACCAGUUGAGCCGACGGCAAAUCAGCCGGAAACCGUUAAGGACGCAGCUAAAAGCCGCAAUCCUCCGGCAGCGGGAAAAGUAGUUACCGCAAAGGCGAACGAGGGCCCAAAAGGUAACACCAAAAAGGGUAAAAAGAAGAAGAGGCAAAGAGUGGCCCCAGUAGAGGCCGCUCCACCCGUUUCACGACCACUCCCACCUGCGCCAGUCUCAAUGAGCGAGGGCUGGAGCACUGUGGUUAAAAAGGGAAAGACCAACGGGAAAGCUGGUCAAAAGCCGACUCCUAAAAACCAGCAGAAAAGGACGGCUCAGCCUAAGCAGGUGAAAGCACGCCCACCCAGCUCGGCAGCAGUGGUACUGUCGGUACAGCCUGGAGCUGCGGAAAAGGGCGUCACAUAUGAGAAAGCGAUCGGUGAAGCCAAAAAACGGAUCGAUAUUAGCGAAUUGGGUAUCGAAGCUGUUCGCUUCCGUAGGGCGGUCACCGGCGCCACGAUAAUAGAGGUCCCCGGGGCCACUAGUGACGCAAAAGCGGACUCCCUAGCUGAAAAGCUCAGGGCCAUUUUCAAGGAUGAGGAUGUGCGGGUGUCCAGGCCCAUAAAAUGCUCCGAGCUACGAGUUUCGGGCCUGGACGACUCGGUCACGUCAGACGAGGUGGCGGCUGCGGUGGCGAAACUUGGAGGCUGCCCAGUCGAAGCGGUGAAAGUGGGAAACCCUCGCCGCGACUAUACAGGACUAUUCGCUGCCUGGGUGCGUUGCCCAGUUAUGGCGGCGAAGAAAGUGGCAGAGGGCCGCCUCCUGGUCGGUUGGGUGGCCGCCAGGAGGUGGACCGUAGCCGCCAAUGCUUUAGGUGUGGACAAAUUGGCCACGUUGCGGCGACCUGCGAGAAUGAGCCUCACUGCUCACUAUGCGCAACAGCGGACAAACCGGCGGGACACCGGGUGGGCAGUAAGGCCUGCAAAGCUCCUGCCACAAAGAUUAGUAGGAGGGCGGCGGCAAGUGCUAAAGGCCAGCCAAAGCCAUCCCAUCCCACCGACGGUGGGCCCGAGGAGGUGCACAUGGCUGGUAGUUAAUAUGGCCCAUAGAUUUCUGAUGGUGAACGUCAACCACUGCGCCAGAGCUCAGGACCUCUUACACCAGAGCAUGGCACAGUGGUCGACCCAAGUCUGCAUCGUGACGGAGCCGUAUUUCGUCCACGAGCGGGAUAACUGGGCUGGUGACUCGAAUGACAAAGUCGCGAUUAUUACCAACCCAACAGCCGACUCUCCACCAUUUGGUGCAGUUCGGAGAGGUCAAGGCUGUGUAGCUGUCCUCGUCGGAGAGGUGGUGAUCGUGGGAGCAUAUUUCUCGCCAAACCGCUCCAUCGCCGAAUUUGAAGCGUUUUUGGCGGAAACUGAGACUUUGCUGUCUGGGUGGGGUCGUCCCCACCAUGUGAUAGUAGCUGGGGACCUAAAUGCCAAGUCGGUGGCGUGGGGCUCCCGCAUAACCGAUCUACGCGGCGAGUUAUUGGAGGACUGGCUGCUAGCCAACGGGCUAGUUGUGCUGAACCGGGGGACGGCCGAAACGUGUGUGCGGAUGCAGGGCGGGUCGGUUGUGGACGUGACGUUCGCGAGCCCCGCCCUGGCACGCCGUGUCCAAAGCUGGGAGGUGCUGGAGGAGGUCGAGACGCUGUCGGACCACAAGUACGUGCGUUUCGACAUCUUCCCCGAUCGGCCGGCGCCUGUUAGCUCAAGCCGUUCCCCGUUAGAGAUAGGCCCACGGUGGGCACUAAAGCGCUUGGACCGUGACACGCUAGUGGUCGCAGCACUGGUUGAGAGCUGGUCGCCGUGGUCGGACGAUACUGAAUCAGACCGCGAGGUCGAGUGGUUCCGUGAGGCCAUGACCCACGUGUGCGAUGCGGCGAUGCCCAGAGUAAGGGCGUUGCCGGCUCGCACUGCAGUGCACUGGUGGUCUCCGGAACUAACUCGGCUCAGAGAGGCGUGUGUUGCGGCAAGGCGCUGCUAUUCCCGGCACAGAAGAAGACGUAACCGCGAUGAAACGCGGGAUAGUCCGCUUUAUGCGGUAUACCAGGACGCAAAGAAAGCGCUGAGGGGUGCGAUAGGGGCGGCCAAAAACGCCGCCUGGGAGGAGCUCCUCUCCACUCUUAACCAGGAUCCGUGGGGGAGGCCGUACCGGCUCGUGAUGAGCAAACUACGCCCGUGGACUCCCCCGCUCACCACCACCAUGGAUCCUGGUCUUCUGCGCAACGUUGUGGAGACACUGUUCCCCGAAAGAACAGAACAUCAGCCUCCGGUACACUUCAGCUCAGUGGGAGCUAACGCAGAUGAAGCACCGGAAGUAACCGAGGGAGAGCUGGGAGCGGCCAUCUUACGCCUACAGGCGAAGAAAACUGCUCCUGGCCCAGAUGGCGUACCUGGGAAGGCGUGGGUGCUAACACUCAAAAAUGGAAUGGAACCUCGGUUUCGGGCACUCCUUACUGCUUGCCUGAGGCGAGGCCAUUUUCCUCGGCAAUGGAAAAUAGGGAAGUUGGUGCUCCUCAAAAAGGGAGGUCGACCUGCUGACUCUCCGUCGGCAUAUAGGCCGAUUGUACUUUUGGACGAGGCGGCCAAAUUGCUUGAGCGUGUCAUCGCUAUGCGCCUCAACAAACACCUUGAGGAUGCAGGUCCGAACCUAGCGGACAAUCAGUUUGGCUUCCGACGGGGAAGAUCAACAAUCGAUGCCAUAGAGCGGGUGAGGGUCCAUGCUGAAGACGAAGUAGAACGCGGGGGCUGUGUGGUGGCGGUGUCACUAGACAUCGCCAAUGCGUUUAACACUCUCCCCCACGUAUGUAUUGAGGAGGCACUUAAAUUCCACGGAUUCCCCUUAUACCUGCAGCAAAUCGUCAUGGACUACCUAAGAGCCCGGGAAAUAAUCUUCCCGACCGCAGAUGGCUGGGGCAGGAGGCCCGUGGCGUGCGGUGUUCCACAGGGUUCGGUCCUUGGUCCGCUCCUGUGGAACAUCGGGUACGACUGGGCCAUCCGGGGCUCAACCCUGCAUGGUGUAGGGGUGAUUUGCUACGCGGACGAUACCCUCGUAACAGCAAAGGGUAGAAGUUAUAGAGAUGCGGCCAUCCUAGCGACUGCAGGAGUUGCCCAGGUGGUGGACCGCAUUCGAAAAUUGGGGCUUAAGGUCGCCCUGAACAAAUCAGAGGCGAUCUGUUUCCACGGGCCUAGGAAAGCACCGCCAGCCGGGGCGAAUAUCGUUGUGGGUGGCGUAUCCAUCGGGGUCGGGUCGACCAUGAAGUACCUGGGACUGGUCCUCGACAGCCGGUGGAACUUCAAGGCCCACUUCAGAUAUCUCGCCCCAAAACUCAUGAGGACGGCAGCGGCACUAUCUCGCAUCAUGCCGAAUUUGGGAGGCCCGCACAUGGGGUGUCGUCGCCUCUUUGCCGGGGUCAUCCGAUCCAUGGCCUUGUACGGCGCUCCUGUGUGGGUAAACUCCCUACACAUACGGGAAAACCUGACGGCACUUCGGAGGCCGCAGCGUGUGAUGGCAAUAAGGAUGGUGCGUGCCUAUAGCACUGUCGGCAGAGAAGCAGCUUGUGCGCUUGCUGGUACCCCUCCCUGGGAGCUCGAGGCCAAAGUGCUGGCGGAGGUUUACCACCACACUGCUGCCGCAAAGCGCAGCGGUAACCCGCCGGCACCACGGGAAGUCGAGCACUGGAGGGAGGAGGCCCGCAACACUAUUGUGGACGAGUGGUCGGUCUGUCUGACGGAGCCCAGCGCGGGUCACCGGACGAUCGACGCACUGCAGCCUUAUGUACGAGAGUGGAUGGAGCGGCGCGGCCGAUCUCUCACUUACCGGAUGGUGCAGGUGUUGACCGGGCAUGGCUGCUUCGGUAGAUACCUGCACAGGAUCGGUCGUGAGAGAUCGGCCGACUGCCACCAUUGUGGCAACAGUGACGACACCGCAGAGCACACCGUGGAAGUGUGCAAUGCGUGGGCGCCGCACAGGACAACACUCCGUGCGGCGAUUGGACAGGACAUUACGCUGCCGGCAUUGGUUAGGGCCAUGGUCGGCGGCGACACCGGCUUUGACGCAGUUCGGUCAUUCUGUGAGACCGUUAUGGCCGAAAAGGAGGCGGCUGAAAGGGACAGGGAGGAUGAUCCCUUCUCUGAUCCCAUACGCCGAAGAAGAGUCGGUCGAAGGCGGCGGGCUUUUGCUCGCCAGCCUUGA